Porites lobata is the source of this 9201-nucleotide messenger RNA. Lineage: Eukaryota; Metazoa; Cnidaria; Anthozoa; Scleractinia; Poritidae. The record is from the annotation of a GenBank genome assembly.
AGUGAAAAGUUCAAGAUUAUCCAGCAAGAGAGACUUGAUCAGCUUAAAGAGGAGCACAAGGAAUCUGUAAAGUCUAAAAGUGACAGAGUAAAAGAGCUCUCAAAGGAGACGAAUCGCAGGAGAAGGUAAGCAAUAGUACUUGAGGAAAAAAUGUCUUUUAAUCAUUAUUUCAAAUCAAAAUGGCAUUUUUUAAACUUUUUUCUUGCUUUUAAAGGCAGUUGAUUGCAAUCUUAUUAUGGAUUUGGCUUAGGUUAAAAAAGGAGGUCACCCCUUGAACAGAUUGUCAUUAUGCUUAAAGCCUUUACACACUCACUGAGUUUUGUCACAAUGCUCACUACUGAUUGUUUGGAAAUAUAUUCUUUGUGUAAACAAAUGCACUGCCAGUUUUUCAGUAUAAGAGGGUGAUAUGCACCUUUAUAGUGCAUGCCUCUUAUAUGUGAUUGCAUAGCUAACUAGGAUGUAUUCAAACAAUAAACAAGCAAUCCUUUUCCAGUCAAUGGAUCGACCCCAAUAAGCAUUUAUCAGAGGAUCACAUUGUGCUCACUUCCCAAGACCGAGCCAGUUGAGAUGACUUAAAAUCAACUGCUUUUCGGUUGACUGAUGAUGAUGAUGAUGAUGAUCGUAUCAAAUUUUUUCCCUUAUGGUAGAGCUCUUGAGGAAAGAAAAAAAGAGCAACAAGAAAAUGAAGAAAAGACAAGAGAAGAGGUAUUAGCUAAGAGAAAACAGGAACAGCAAGAGGCGACACAGCGAUUCCAGAAGGACACCUUGCAAAAGAAAAAACCUACACAAAACACUACAGAUGGAUCAGAUAAAGGUACAAUUCAUUAAUUUUUAUUUUUUCUUCUUUUUAUUAUUUUUUUGAAACGUGUGUGACGGCCAUUUGACCAGGAAUCCAAGACUGUCUGGGAUUCCGGAUUCCGGGUACUGGAUUCCAGUCUUUGUCAGUGGAACUUGAAUUCCGGAUUCUAUUGGUUAGUGGGAUUCCGGAUUCUUUGAGCUGUAUUCCGGAUUUUAAAACUCAGGACUUCGGAUUCCACUAGCAAAAAUUUCCCACCUUCCAGAGUUGGGAUUCCCUUCCCUAGGCCAUCAGGUUCGUCAAUAUGACUCAUUUACAAUUUUCCUCAUUUACACUGCCACUUUGGUAUGUCUUGGCAAACUGGCCAUACAAUUCUUCACAAGAAUGCCCUUACUAUUUUAAUUGAACACGCUGUAAUGCAUUCACUUCCGUAAUUUAGACAAACAGCCAUGUUGUGAAAUCACAGAAAACGGUAAAAGUUUUUUGAUAGUGGAAAGUGCACUUAGCUCAUUCAGCUAGUUUACAGGCACUUCACUCCUUAGCAAUAAUUAGACAAAAUAAUUCUGAUAUGACAUAACAGGAAUAAAAACCGUAACUGGCAGAAGGCAAUAAGUUGGCUGUAUUUACAAGAGUGACAGAGGUUUGUACUCGGGACAGCUGAAAACAAAUCCAGCAGAUGGCCAGAGGGGGAUUCUAACCCAGAACCACUAGAUUGUUAGUCUGACAUCCUGAUCAGGCUUGUCUAUCUCAUAAGUCUACCUCAUAAGGCCAUUCAAACAAAUGUGAAUACAUGAUUAACACUGAAAGUAGAGUUAAAAAUUUAAUAUACACAAGAGUUGGUGACUUGUCAUGGCCCUAUAAAGGAAAUAACCAUGUUAGGCCUGGAAAUGAUUUUUUUUCUUAGUAGGUAGAUACCAGGUCAUUGACUUAAUUGACUGUUCAAAUCCCCUAUAAUACAUGGCUGUUAUGUCCCAGAUUUCUUUUUUACAUGUACCUCGGUUUUAGAACUUUUUCUUUGUUUUGUAUCAUAAGUUUUCCUAGGUUUCAUUGUGUUUACCUCUUUGCUUUCUUUGUUUUACAUCAACCUUGCGUUUUACACUGAGACUGAGUUGAAAUUUUGCAUAAGUUGUUGUUUUCAAAUGCAGCCCUCCCAGGAGUAUUUAAAAACAUAAGUUGAGAAAAGCAAAAAGGUGGAUUAUGGGGAAUUUCGAAGUAGAGAAUAGGACAAACCAGAAAAGUUGCAGCACAUACAUUAUGUUAACUUUUUGUUUCUUUUUAUUUCUGGUGAUAGUUUGGAUGAUAUCAGUAAAGUUGUUCAGUUUCAAUAUCGUCGUUUGACCCAGAUCAUUUUUAAAAUGACCCAAUUAAAAAUGCCAUGUGGGACAUGUGCCCCACUUUGACUGAUGUUUAGAUUGAACACUGUAUACUUAAGACUGUCAUUCUUAGGGAAAGACUUGCAUUUAUUACAUGCAAAUCUUCACCUAAGAAAGACAGUCUUUAGUAUUUUGAUCUGCUUAGUCAUCACUUCCAUGAUAUUUGGCCAUCCCACCAAUAUGGCCAAAUUCUUUUAGCCCAUAUAAUUAUAUAAGUGGCUCUUUUAACAGGUCCUUGUAAGCCAUAGAUGAAUUAAGCUGAAACUGUUGGUGUUUUUUAGAGCCAGUUGCUGUGCGAGAUGGCCGCUAUGUAGUGAGAGGUCACGUGGUGGAAGUGAGAGAUGGGAAGCAGGUGGCACAUGCUACAUCACAGGACACCCAACUUAGGCAACAGCAGGGUGGAGUAGAACUACAGUCGUGGAGAAGUGAAAUGCUACCAAAGUACGAGUUUCCAUCAAGACAUAACGAAUAUUUCAAUGGUGUUACUAACGGUGGAAUUUUGUAUGCAAUGAAUAAUUUGGGAAACGAAGGAAAGCUAUAUUCUUCACAGCCAGGUUUUGACCCAUAUUGUCCACCUGGGAACCGAGUGGGCCUUGAAGCAGGUGGAAAAAUGGGUGGAUUAACAGAGAAUGGCUCUGUAAGCGAUACGCUGACAGUAGAAGAGCAAGAGAGGUUGCGAGCAGAUGCCAUUUCAAAGGGUGGACCAAAGCUCGCGUUUAUUAAGGACGAGUCACAAAAGGAACCUCCUGAAGGAGCUUUACCAUGUAUCAUGGGAAGGGACUCUCCUGGAGGGAGCAUCACUAGCUUAGAUAGCCUGGAUGAAGUUCCUAACAAAGGUCAAGAGUCAGGUUCCAUUAGCAGGGCUGGAAUCAUAUCAAAAGGAAGUAAAGAUGCAAGCAAGUUUGCCGGAAAGAGAAGAGUCACAUUUUCUGACAGCAUCGAGUUUGAUGAUGGCGUAACCGGGCAGCUUGUCACCGAGGAAAAGCAAAGUACAAAGGUGUAUACAAUGUUGUACGCUCGAAAUGUUAAUAACUAUUAUAACAUGCCGCCAUCCACGAGCUCUACUUCAACCUCAGUAAAAUCCUUAGCAAGCCAGAAGGGAACUAAAAAUGCCGCGAUGACAUCAGUGGAACAAACGCUGACGGAGCAAAAUAAUACUAGCGCAGCAUUUAGUGCAGUGAAGGCUGUCGAUAGAGAGCCAUCAGUAGUGACUGUUGUACACAGUGAUCAGCCAAAAGCUAAACCUGUUGCUCUUGUUAGUUAUCGCCCAGCCAAACCUGAGACGACACAGUUUUCUUUAAGGCAGGAGAAUGUUGCAAAAGGAAUAGCAUCAGGGCAAGAGACUUACAGUAAAGACACGGACAAACCUGUGGAUGAAGCUAAUUUUGUUAGUGGUCAGUCGCUCAAUGACAGCUUAGAGAUCAUUAGAGACAGCUUGGAUGAGAAGGACAGCUCUUCUGUGGCACGGCAAGAGGACGAGGAAUGCAGUAAUGAGAGUGCAGUGACCUGGACUAUAGGCACAUCGUCAUUGAAAGACUCUCUGGAAAGAUACGUGAAAAGCACCGCGGAAAGCACUGCGGAAGAACUUAUUGAUGGAGCUUCAUGUAAUGGUGGUCGAGGUAACGAGAGGGAUAAUGGCUUUGCUCCUAAUCCAUCAGAAGAGAAUAAUAGAAGUUUAUCCCCUCAUCUCACCAGUGAUACGGAUAGAGUGGCUGUCGUUGGCUCCAGAGAGGAGACGGCGAAAGGUUUUGUUUCUAAACCUCUGGAGGGUAAGGGAUCUGGAUAUCUUAAUUCAGGAUACGUGGCAUAUCCAUCUCCAGUCUUAUCUUCAUACCAACAUUAUCGACCUGUUAACUCCAGUCCAGCCCCUGCUGUGUUCACUUCUCCGUACGCUUAUCAACAAAAUGCAAAUGCAUUCAGCGGUGUGCAGUCCCAGGGAACAUUGCAUCAGAACUUCCCCUAUACUUUCUCCACCAGUGCUGGAUUAAUGGGAAUGAGUCCAGCAAGGCAAGAGCACGUGAGUUUGGAGAGCACACCCAUUCCGUACGCUUCACAGCUUGCUGCAACAGAUUAUCGUGUUGUGGGUAGAGAGGUCGUGCAGUCAGUCGAGUCCCAGAACAAUCAUGUCCUAGCCUCAUCCUCUUCUAUCGGGCAUGCUGCAAACAGAGUUAACACUGACCCAACAGGUGGUACAGGAGUAAAAACAGCAGGAACAUCGGCUGUUGAAGUACAAACUGAAAGGAGUAGCGCUGUUACUUGUAGAAAAAAGCAUUCAUCGUCACCUUCAUCAAAUGCAUCAACCUCCUCAUCAGGGCGUCGGUCUCCAAGGUCGUUCAUUCCAAGACCUCCAGCCACGAAAAAAUCUGGCAGAGGUCGCGUGUAUCCAGGUGGUCACUACAGAAAACAAAUCACUGCUCGUCCACGGAAGGCAGUCAACAGCUCCCCUGUGACAGCAGGUGGUGGACAGGGAUUGAAAUCUAAAAGAGUGCUUACUAAUAACAAUGACAUUAACCAGACGGAACAUGGUGUCGGAAGGCGCAACUCACCUUCACCAAGAUCAGGGAAAGGCAAGAGUGGGAGGACUCAACCGAAGCGAUCAAACAGCAGUGAAAGUGAGAGUCCUGAUCAUGAUGGUAUUAUUGAAGGAAUAAAGCGCAACAUGGAGAUGAUGAACAUGAGAGCAAGAACAACAGCGGCCGAGGAGCAACAUCGGAGGAUUUUGGAUUCUCUGAGGUUGGACUUUGGUGACGAGAAGCACGACAAGUCGUCCGCGCAGGCAUACCCUGCUCAUGGAGCGCCUUACGGAGAGAAUAACGGUGUGGCCGAUAAAAUUGUUGUAAAACACGAUGGCACCACUCGACGAGUCCACCAUCCCCGUGUGGGUUCAGCGGGGUCCCGUUCAGGCAGACCCUCUGCAGGCGGAACUACCAGAAUCGAUUCCGGUGAAAGCAGCUAUAAACUAAGUGGGUAUCAAGGAGAGAGACCUGCAGGCAGCAACAUGAGAUUGGAUGCUACUAAUGGUGAACAUUAUCAACCAACAGGCUUCCGAGGUAGCAGACCUCCCUCUGGUCCUAACACCAGGCUCGAUUCUGCCAGUGCCGGUUACUACCAUUCAGUUUCAUCAAGAGAAGGAAGACCUGCUGUGGGUAAAGGCGUCAGGAUGGAUUUUGCUAAUGACAACUACCACUCCGGUUUCGAUGGAUAUUCUAGGAGUGGAAGACCAGUAGGAACUGAAGCAAUAGCUGUGCAAACAGUUCCUGAAGAUGGUUUCGAAGGAAUAAUUCAAAGACCUGCUCCAGUUUUAAGUCAACGGCAGAUCUACCAGGAAGGGAGACACGAUUACCCAACAUCAAGUGUUGCGCAUCCCAUUAUAGGGCAAGACCGCGAACAGUCCGCACAAGCAAGAGACGUUAAUUUGUAUGGAAGGGAGGCCAGCGACCUUAAUAGGUCUAUAUCUUUGGAGAAAACACCCACAGAUGAUGAAAUUAACCAUCUUUGGGCGCACGUUCGCUCUUACCUUCAUAGCGGAAGUAAAAAAUCUGUGGGUUCAGACUCGUGCGUUAACAGAGUUGACGUACGCCGUUCUAGGACGCGGUCUAGUUCAACGCAGCGGGAGUUUGUUCAGCCCACUGCUCCGCAGCAAAACACACGAGGUGGCCAGCUAAGCAAGCCUGGGCAACAAUUUCUUGGAGUGUCUCCCCAAGCUGGCGGUAGUACGCUUGGAGGGCUGCGUCGAUAUGGCUCUCAUGAGGUUCUCAGACGGGACAGCUCUUCAGAAAGUCUGUCAAUUAAGAGGCCGCCAUUGCUGCAGCACCGCGCGUCAAGAAACAGACGAUUCCAGGGUCAAAAUGGCAGACCGCCAUUACCGAGACAAAACGAGCAUAAACCGUUACCGAGUCAGGCUGGACCCAGCGCGUCAGUAUCUACUAGAGGUAACUUAAUUCAAUUUUCGCACAACCAUCUUGUACCACAUACCCAUGAUGAUGUACGUACCACCCACUGACUGUCGCAUUUUUUGACAGCUAGCAAUAUAGCUUUUGACUAGUAGCCAAGAGUGUGUGGUAACUUGAGUAGUAAUUAAGCAAUUUUUACCCGAAGUAAUCAAGAGAGCGUCUCAUGGCAUGCACGCGAUAUAUUUCAUUGCCGCAAGAUCUUCAUCAACAUCCAUGUGAAACGCUUUGUUUGUUAUAGUUGGGGGCCCACAGCCAUUGUCGCCAGCUGAAAUGCAAGCCGUGAUGAUGGCCUCUGAGAAAGAAAUGCUUCACAGAUAUCAACAAGCGGAGUUUGCUGAGAUGCCGUCUUAUCAACAGUUCCAAGGUGUGCCGAGCAGGGCAGGUCAGUAAGCCCACCACUUUUCACUGCUUAGCUAUACCUUAUCUCACAGCAGCCUCCAUAAUCUCUGUCAUCUGUGGUGUGAUGUAAUCUAAUAAGUACCUGAUCUCUGUUGUGUUACUUAAUAAUCCGUUUACCGUUUGUCGAUAGCUUUGCUUCUGCCAGAACCAUCUCUGCCCAAAUUUAGGCCAGUUUCUAGUUGUCCCAAACCUCUGUUUCAAAGCGAGGCUAAUUUCGAAGCUAUUGAUCACUUAUAGAAACGAUUUUCUAUUCUCAUGCAAAUAAAACUCAUUCUCAUAACAAAGGUUUUGCUUAGCCACGCUUUGAAAGUGAGAGUUUUUGUAACUCGGAACUGUCCUAUUCCCGCAGCCCUGCAGAGAUGUAAGUAUUGCACCAGUGAAAAAUUUUCGUAGUCAUUGUUUUGCUUUUAUCGUUAGGUCCCAGUGCUCUCUCACUGGAGGAGCAAAGGUUACUGCAGUCUUUGGAUCGUUUGAACGAAAGGCUCAGAGGUAUUGUUGAUGUUACAGCAAGGAACCCAAAAGAGUGACCUCCUUUAAUCAACUCACAUUCUUUCAUGCAGACAUUAACGAAUGAGAAGUCGAGGACAGUUUCCAACUGGCUUCUGAUUGGAUUAAAUCUGUACGAAAGAAUAUGAAUAAAUCAAAAGCGGACACACUUUUUGGGCUCAAAUUUGUAUUCUGUUUUUUUGGUGAACCCAUGACACGACUAUGCCUAUUGUAUUGCUACGGUGUGUGAUUGGCUAUAAAGUCGUCCGUUAUGAGCCAGAGUAAUUAUUUGGGUUUUGGUGUGACAAAAAACUGUUCUACUAAAGCGCUUUACUCUGGACAAGUAAUACAAGGCAGCUAUUAACCAAUAGGCCUUUCUAAAAAAUGCCGCAAUACUCUUAAAUCUGUGGGCUCCGCCUCUCGUGGGUGUAAUUAUUUCAUUGCCCUCUGGAAUGGCAAGUUCGUGUAAGAAGUUUUCUCUUGAACACACCUUCUUCAGUGAUUAAAUGAACCUUUAAAGUUGAUUGUGAAUUAAAACAAGUGUAACAUACGCUUCUACACGAAAAAAACAUUAGAACUAACACACUUUUAAGCCAACACUUGAACCUUGGCGUUUGUAUGCAAAUGUGCGUAUUACCAGGGUUCGUACAGAGUCUUGAAUUCUCGAAAAAGUCUUGAAAUUUGCCCGGCAAUUUUCCAGACUUGGAAAAAAAUUCCGGAAAAUAGGGAUAAAGCUAAGACCAGUGCUUUAAAAGUGAAUUUUUUUUCGUGUUGGUCAAAUCUUGUUCAAUCUCGUCUCUACAUUUGCAGCGCAUCAUUGAAAAAGCUUUGUUCCUGCGUUUUUUUAAGGUCUCUAUUAAUCAACUAUUUGAUAACCUUGAGUCUGGAAGAAGUCUCUAAUUUUGUAUCCAAGAAUCUGUACGAACCCUGUAUUACCCAAAUUGUUGACCAGUUUAUACGUGGUGCGUCCGUCUGGUAUGAGCGUCCUUCUAAAUAUACGACGCUGAAGAUUAUGAUGGUAUUUUUUGGAAAGGCCUGUCCCAAAUGAAACCAGAACUGAGACUCCUAUCGCCCUAUGUAAGGGAAUUCAAGACAUUCUUGGAUUGUGGAUUCCGGAUUCCAGGUACUCGAUCCGGAUUUUUUUUGUCAGUGGAACUUGGAUACCGAGUUUCAAUCGUUUGCGGGAUUCCGGAUUCCUUGAGCUGAAUUGCAGAUUACAAAGCCCAGGUUUCCGAAUUCCGAAGCAAAAAUUGGUUGGAUUCCGGUUUCAGCAAGUAAAAAUUUAAUUUCCUGGGCCGGGUUGUUCAAAGAAGGGUUAAGAUAACCCAGGGUUAGUGCAAAAUUUGAAUUUAGAUAUCAAAGCUUAAAAAGCAAAAUCAGUGUUAUUAUUUUUUUCUACAGCUUAAUGAUUGGAUGGCCUAAAAAGAAUAGAGAAAAUAAUCCGGGAAAAUGCUUUUGAACAAACGAAAAAGAAACCUGGGUUAAACUUUAACCCUGGGUUAGCGCUAUUCGGCCUUCGAACAACUGGGCCUUUCCUGGAUUCCGGUUUCCACAAGUGAAAAUUUGUUGGGUUCCGGACUGAUCCGGAUUGCCUUAAAAGGGGUAACUCCUAGUACUAUGGAUAUUUAGUAUCAAGAGUAGCACAGUUUUGAGAUUUAAUGUUUCUGUAUGUACUUCGGGAUUUUUUUUGUGAUUUAAGUAUCCUUGUAUUUUCAGCUCAAGAAGAAAUGACUAAAGCCAUUUCACAGAAGCCCAGAAUGAAAGAUAGCGGACUCCGAAAGGCACAACAGGUACAGAGAGAAAACGUCAUUCACUGUUAAUCAUAAAAAAAGCACUCGGGUUCGGCUUUAUUUAACAGCUAUAGCAAGCGUUCAUGGUUUAGAUAAGACUGAGCAGAGAAACUAGGACAGUCAGCUGGAGAAUGACGAGUGGUCACAAAGAAACGAAAAAAGUGUACUGCCUACAAUACUCACAGUGUUACUUUUGUUCUAUUUUAGAGUGGUCGAACUACUGCUGGAUCUCGACAAACCGCCCAAAAUGGCCCGGCACACAGCUCCAACAGAAGCCUGCUACACACCAGAUAGCGAGUGGAUACUGCAUGACAGCUGUAACAGUCAGUCGCCAGUACUGGAUGAAGCGGGCAACCUCCCAAAUAAGCCGAUCAGAUUCUUGCCACGCAAUCAUCUCCUACUAG